UUUUUUUGAAAGCAAGCUUAAACGCUAUUAAUGAUCUGUUGAAAAAUCGGUAUAUUUUAUUUUGAUUUGAUUUUUUUUUGUUUACCAUUGAUACAUCUUUAAAAGUAUAAAAUUCAUCUGAUAAUAUUUCGCAUCAGUGUUAAUCAUGGUGAAACUUUUCUUGAAGCCCUUAGAUGAUGGCUCAAAGUCGGUUGAGAUAGUGAAAGGGAAGACAGUCUUGGGAAGAGGACCAUUGUUAAAUUGUGCUGAUAAAAAAGUAUCUCGAAACCAUGCUAUUCUUGAGUUUAAGGAUUCUGGCGAACUAUUUCUAACUUCCACCCAUGUUAAUCCUUGCUACUUCUCUACCGAAUCCGAUGAGACAGCCAAAGUCUUAAAACAAAAUAAGACACAAAAAUUGUCUCAGGGUGAUAUAUUCAGCCUCUUACCUAAUGGUUAUAGAUUUCAAGUAGAAUUUAGUGACUCUGAUGGUUCAGAAGCACAACCAAAAAAUGACAUUAAAUCUGAUAAAGAACCUGAGUCAUGUAAUGGUGACAGCGUUAAAGAUUCAUCAAAAGUAUCUAAUAAUGCCGCAUCUUCAGAAGUCAAAGUUGAUGAUGAGGAUACGAAAGAUACUGAAAUAAAAAAAUCAGAUGAGAAACCUAGUGAAAAAUCAAAAGGUAGUCGAUCUAAAGUCGAUAGUGAAGAGGAAGAUGACGAUGCUAAAGAUGAUGAUUCUAUAGAAGAGCCAAAAGAAAAAAAGUCAGCUAAGCCUGCUAAAAAAGAGAAGGAAACUAAAGCUAAAGAAGUUAAAGGACGAAAAAAAGCCAAAGAAGAGAGUGAAGAGGAAUCAAAAUCUGAAGAUGAAGGAGAUGAAGAAGAUGAGGAAGAAGAAGAGGAAGAAGAAGAAGAAGAAGAGCGUGAAACUAAAAAAGGUAGAGGUAGAGGUGCUGCUGCUAAAGGAAGGCCUCCUAGAAUGGCUGUUCAACGUCACAAGUCGUCUAGAACAGUAUCUUUAGAUGAUUAUAUUGUCAGCGAUGAUGAUUUUAUGGAUGGUGAAAGCGAGGAAGAAACUAAGCCCAAGAAAAGAGGUAAAAGAAAGAGUGACGACUCUGGAAGUGACUGGGAGAUGGAGCACAAAGGUAAAGGCUCUAAGCGAAGAUAUGAUUCAGAAAGUGAAUCCGGUAGUGAUUGGGAAAAUGAGAAAAGAUCAGAUAGAAAAAAGAAGAAGACUGUCAAACAUUCCGUGAAGCCAACUCGACGAUCAAACAGGGUUAAACCAGCUAAAAGAGGAGGAAGAAGAGCUCGGGAUGAUGAUUCAGAAGAAGAGGAGGAAGAAGAAGACAAUUAUGAAGAAGAAGUAGAGAAAGAAAAAAGAUCGCCUUGCAAGCAAGGUAAAGCUUGUGGACGUAGGAAUCCAUCCCAUCGGAAAGAGUUUUCUCAUCCUGAUAACUCUGAUUUUGAAUCUGACGAGGAAGAUGCUAAGCCAGUAAAGGAAAAAUCUCAAAAACAGGAUAAAAAUUCUAAAUCUCAAAAGAAACCCAAAAAAGUCGAGGAUGAGGAGGAAGAAGAAGAGGACGGAGAAGAAGAGGAAGAAGAAGAAGAAGAAGAAGAAGAAGUUAGAAAAAAACCAAGUCCACCAUCUAAAAGAGGAAGACCUGCUGCUAAAGUAGCUGCUGGUAGGCCUAAACGAGAAGCAACUAAAAAGAGUAAAAAAACAUAUGAUGAUGACGAAAGUGAUGAAGAAUUUUCAGAAGAAGAAGUAAUGCCAAAGGCUAAAAAGAGGGGAGCAUCUCGUCGAGCAAAAAGUGAAUCCGAAAGUGAUUACGAAGAAGAUGAUGACAUCGAUGAACUCAAACGAGAAGCAAAAGGAUUUAUGCGGAAAAAGGCCAAAGCGUAAUCUAAAUCUCCUUGAAGUGGUCCAUUCCUUGUGGAUACAAUUUUCUAAGAAAAUAAUUCAUUGUCACCUCUCAUUCACUCAUCUUUCCUUAAUACCAUUUCUUCAUGUUAUCUUCAUGAAGUUUCCUAAUUGCGCCGAACAUGCUUCAACAAAUAUUAUGGCUGCGGUCCCAUUGCUAAAACAUUACCUUUUUCAUCUGCAAACCUUUAAUUGGUUAUAAACUUAAUUCCUGUCAUAUCCAUUUGUUUUUUUCUCGCAGAAGUAUACAUUUAAAAUCCCAUUUUUCCGUUGAAACAAGAGUAAUGAUAUUUGCAAAUUAGUGGUCAGAUAAUCUUAAUCUUUUAAUCAACUUUCAUUCAUAUCUCAAUCAACUUUUCUUGUAUCUUCUUUUAUAAUCAUUGGGAGACGUCUGUUCCUUCCAAGAAGCAAUCUAAUGUCCAGAUGAACUCCCUGUGAAGUGACUACCUGUAAGAAGUAAAAUAUUGACAUAAAAUUCA
Messenger RNA from Tetranychus urticae (two-spotted spider mite), 2373 nucleotides. RefSeq lists its product as uncharacterized. Gene Ontology annotation, cellular component: site of double-strand break; nucleus. Gene Ontology annotation, biological process: double-strand break repair. The record is from RefSeq and is a predicted model, not a curated record. NCBI's taxonomy places the organism in Eukaryota, Metazoa, Arthropoda, Arachnida, Trombidiformes, Tetranychidae. Gene Ontology annotation, molecular function: 3'-5' exonuclease activity; protein binding; DNA-(apurinic or apyrimidinic site) endonuclease activity.